AUGGCAUCUUACUUUCAGGAACUAUGGCAGAGCGUUUUCACACCUGGCGUAACUCCAGUAUUAGCAAAGUCUGCUCAUGCCGCCUGUGCAGUGCUAGCUGCCUUAUUCCUAGCCCUGUAUAUUAGUACAAAAAGCAUUCAUUGCAUAAUUCUUUUGCUAUUGACUCUGUGUCUUUGGUUGUCUUUAACAUGGUUUCUGGUAGAACUUGCUCAUAGUCGCGUGCAAGGUAAUAUAACUUCUGAAAAUCAACCUCAAAAUCUAAACGGACAAACCGAGAAAAAUACUACUUCUUCAACGGAUCAGAUUCAGAAUCUGUCUGUUCGCGAAGAGCCCUCAAGAGCUCGUAAAGCUGAAUAA
This is a messenger RNA of Schizosaccharomyces osmophilus, 357 nucleotides long. It is a transcript of the gene pkr1, whose product is annotated as ER membrane V-ATPase assembly factor Pkr1. Gene Ontology annotation, cellular component: endoplasmic reticulum membrane. Bases 1 to 357 code for a protein of 118 amino acids. NCBI's taxonomy places the organism in Eukaryota, Fungi, Ascomycota, Schizosaccharomycetes, Schizosaccharomycetales, Schizosaccharomycetaceae. Gene Ontology annotation, biological process: vacuolar proton-transporting V-type ATPase complex assembly. The transcript is spliced from 2 exons. The record is from RefSeq and is a predicted model, not a curated record.